Trichobilharzia szidati is the source of this 543-nucleotide messenger RNA. The record is from the annotation of a GenBank genome assembly. Lineage: Eukaryota; Metazoa; Platyhelminthes; Trematoda; Strigeidida; Schistosomatidae.
GGUAACUGUUGUUGCUGCUUACUUUGCUGCCCAUUUGCUAUUACUGAAAUUUAUCACUAUACCUGUUCAUUACCAUGGUCAAUAGCAUUUCUAUUAUCAAUUAUUCUAUUACCAUUUCAUAUGUGUACAAUAAUAAUACUUCGUCAAAGAGUUCGACGUGCACACCGCAUCGAAGGUAAUUGUAUUAGUGACCUGUGCUGUUUAAUGUGUUGUUGUUGGCCCACUAUUAUUUGUCAAUUACGCGAUCAAAUACUACAUCUGCGUUCCAAAGCUGAAUGGAAGUUAGGUUAUUCAAAACGGUUGGAUGAUAAGCCACCAUGGGUGAAGCUUUUCAGUAAGCUAAAAAGGAAGAAGAGAAACAAAGAUGAAGAAAGUGCAACAAACAGUGAUUAUGAUGAAGGUGAUAACGAUGAAAACGAUGAAGAAACAAAUGAAGUCACGAAGACGAAAGGUGACAACGAUGAAAGCGAAGAUGAGGACACUGAUGAAGAAGACAGUGAAGAUAAAGCGGAUCAAAGUAAAUCCAGUUCAAGAAAAAAAUGA